This is a messenger RNA of Saccharomyces mikatae IFO 1815, 3216 nucleotides long. It is a transcript of the gene PRP16, whose product is annotated as DEAH-box RNA helicase PRP16. The coding region runs from base 1 to 3216 and encodes 1071 amino acids. The record is from RefSeq and is a predicted model, not a curated record. The transcript has a single exon. NCBI's taxonomy places the organism in Eukaryota, Fungi, Ascomycota, Saccharomycetes, Saccharomycetales, Saccharomycetaceae. Gene Ontology annotation, molecular function: ATP binding; RNA binding. Gene Ontology annotation, biological process: mRNA splicing, via spliceosome. Gene Ontology annotation, cellular component: intracellular anatomical structure; spliceosomal complex.
AUGGAGCAUUUAGGAUCCGAGCAGAGGAUAAAAGAAAUAUUCAAGAAACAUACUUCAAAAGAAUUGACACCUGGGUUGCUAUUAACGCUGCAGAAGCUCGCGCAAAGGCCAAAUGCUAGUUUAGAACAAUUCAUUGCCGGAUGUAAAGCUUUAACGAAGUUCAACAGUAAUAGUACAACAGUUUUUGAUGAACUCCGAGAGUUACUGAAAGAUAAUUCCGAGAAGAUCUUGGCAGAUCAAAUGAAGGCGGCUCCUUCCCUCAACAAGAGAAAGAAAUUCAAAAUCCAUUUAGACCUUGAUGAUUAUGAAGAUGAGAUAGAUUCCCCUGUUCUUAACAAACCCGCAUCUUCUAGCACAUUAUUCAAAAGAAUAGAUAAAAUGAAGGCCAAACAGCUGAAGCAAUAUCCUUCUACUUUCAAAGAUUUCUCUUCAAACAAUAAACUGCAGAUAAAAAAUGGUCAAACUGAAGCAGGGGAACACAAACCGUCUCAAAAUAAACUGGCAGAAGAGGACAGGGAAUGGUACGACAAUUAUAACAAUCACGGAAACUCGAUGCCAGAAUCCCUGCCACUAUCAUGUGAAGAUAAAAAAAAAUCAUACAUAAUCAAGAAUAAUGAUAAUGAUGACGCUUUACGAAAUAACAUUCAAUUAUACCCGGUUCCAUUGAAGCAAAGAAUGGAGUGGAUCCCUCCUUUUUUAUCAAAGUUUGCUCUUGAAAACAAAGUGCCUAGUUCCAUCAUUGUUGGGUCCAUCUCUGACGUCUCCAACCAAGCAGCCUCUUUAGCCAUGGUAAACCCAUUCAGAAAUCCUGAUAGCGAAUUUUCUGUGAAUGCCAAACAGGGUAGUAAGUUGGUUGCUUUGAGAAGGAUAAACAUGGAGCACAUCCAACAAUCUCGAGAUAAUACUAAUGUGUCGAACACUGCAAUGGGGGAAGUUCUAGGUUUAGAAAAUAACCAUAGCAUCAAAGGUAAGAACCAUCAAAUACUCAGCAAUGAUGCAGGAAUGUACGCACCGUCAAAAGAGGAGAUUAAAUGUACUAAAGAGAGCCUCCCUGUGUUCCGCUGCAGAUCUCAACUGCUAUCACUUAUAAGAGAGAAUCAAGUAGUGGUAAUAAUUGGUGAAACAGGCUCAGGUAAAACCACUCAACUUGCUCAAUAUUUAUACGAAGAAGGAUACACAAAUAGCGAAGGGAAGUCCAUUGUCGUCACGCAACCGAGAAGAGUGGCAGCCAUGUCCGUUGCUAAAAGAGUUGCAUUGGAGAUGGAUGUUAAACUGGGCAGAGAAGUAGGCUAUUCUAUUAGAUUUGAGGAUAUGACAGAUUCUGAAUAUACAAAACUUAAGUUUGUCACAGAUGGUAUUUUGCUCAGAGAAACUUUACUGGAUGAUACCCUCGAUAAAUAUAGUUGUGUUAUUAUUGAUGAAGCUCAUGAAAGAUCAUUAAAUACAGACAUCCUACUGGGCUUUUUCAAAAUUCUACUGGCACGUAGGAGAGACUUAAAGCUCAUAAUCACUUCAGCAACAAUGAACGCCAAAAAGUUCUCAGCUUUUUUUGGCAAUGCUCCGCAGUUCACGAUUCCUGGAAGGACCUUUCCCGUACAAACUAUUUAUACUGCUAAUCCUGUGCAAGACUACGUGGAAGCCGCAGUUUCCCAGGCUAUCAAGAUUCACUUGGCCAAUGAUUGUUCGAGUGGUGAUAUUCUUAUCUUUAUGACAGGUCAAGAAGAUAUCGAAACAACAUCUGACAUUUUGCAAGAAAAACUUCUGCAAGUGUAUUCCAAGAAAUUUGGUACAGAAAAAUUUGAAGAUAUUAGUGAUGUCGAGAUUCUGCCAAUUUACUCUGCAUUACCUGCAGAUUUGCAAUUUAAAAUCUUCCGGGACCUGUGUGGCACUAAAAGGAAAAUAAUCAUUGCAACCAAUAUUGCUGAAACUUCGUUGACUAUCAAAGGUAUCAGGUAUGUGAUCGAUUGCGGUUAUUCUAAAUUAAAAGUUUACAACCCAAAAAUUGGUCUCGAUAGUUUGACAAUUACACCCAUAUCAAAAGCUAAUGCUGAUCAAAGAUCCGGAAGAGCGGGUAGAACUGGACCAGGCACUGCAUAUAGGUUAUACACGGAAGAUACUUUUAAAGAGGAUAUGUAUUUACAAACUAUUCCUGAGAUUCAAAGGACAAAUUUGUCAAACACCCUCCUAUUGUUGAAAUCUCUGAAUGUCACUGAUGAAUUGAUUAAGUUUCCAUUCAUUGACAAACCACCCCUACAAACAUUCCUAUCUUCAUUGUAUGAGUUGUGGUUCAUAGGGGCCCUAGACAUAAAGGGACAGUUGACUCCUUUAGGAUUACAGAUGGCAAAAUUUCCAUUGCAACCUUCUCUUUCCAAAAUCUUACUGAUUGCAGUGCAAAACGGUUGUAGCAGUGAAAUGCUAACAAUUGUAUCCAUGCUCUCGGUUCCACAAGUUUUUUAUAGACCCAAGGAGAGACAAAAAGAGGCAGAUAUUGCUAGAAAUAAAUUCUUUAUUGCCAAAUCAGAUCAUUUAACGUUACUGAAUGUUUUUGUACAAUGGAGGGCAAAUAAAUUCAGUUCACAAUGGUGUAACAAACAUUUUGUUCAAUACAAGUCACUUGUUAAGGCAAGAGAUAUUCGAGAUCAGCUGUUAACAAUCUUGAAAUCUCAAGACAUUCCCGUCACUUCUUCUGGUAAAGAUUGGAAUAUCAUUAAAAAAUGUAUUUGUUCAGGGUUCGCUCAUCAGGCAGCUAAAAUAUCAGGGCUGCGAAAUUAUAUUCACCUAAAAACUGGUGUAAACGUUAAACUACAUCCUACAAGUGCAUUACAUGGGCUGGGUGACUUACCACCCUAUGUUAUAUAUCAUGAAUUAUUAAUGACUAGCAAUGAAUAUAUUUGUUGCGUCACUUCCGUAGAUCCAUUUUGGUUGAUGGAAUAUGGUGUACUUCUCUAUGAUAUUAAACGUAUAACACAUGAUCAAGAAUCGGAUACUACGGGUCUCUUUGGUGAACGCCAUGAGCAUGUUAUUGACGAAGUUGAAGAUGAAAUAGAUAUCAAUAUAAGAGUAUGCAAAGAUAUGAGAAAUGACGUAGUACAGGAGCUUAAAAUAGCAAACGAAUCAAAUAGCAGAGAGAAUGAACAAAGGUUUCGGGAGCAAAAUAUCCAAGAUAGCAGAGAAAACUCAAUAAAACCUUCUAAAAGAAGGAAACCGUUUUUUUAG